AUGGAGGGAGAGGCCAAUCACCCCCGGGAUGUGUGGAACCUGGUGGCUGAGUUUGAAGAGCACUGGGCCAGCAAAUUUGCCUGGAGUAACACACAGGCUCCACAAGGCCAAGAUACUCCUGCAGCCAGGCAGCCCCAGCAGCUCUCAGCAUCCCCCACCAGCCAGAGCCUCUCCCAGGUGGCUGCCAGGCACCAAGAGAACGAGGAGGAGGAGGAGCAGCAGCAGGGUCAGCGAGGGCUUAGCUUCAAAUGCCUCCGGUCCUUCCGACACAAGAUCAGUGAGGACAACUGGAGGAGGCAGCAGGACCCAGGCCCUGAACCCAGCAGCAAGGAACCAGAGGAAAAGAAAAUCGCCCUGGAGCUGCUGGAGACCGAGCAGGCCUACGUCAGCCGCCUGCACCUGCUCGACCAGGUAUUCUAUGCUGAGCUGAUGAAAGAGGCCAAAACCAGGAAGACAGUCCCGGAGGAAGUGGUGAAAAUGAUCUUCUCCAACAUCUCCUCCAUUUACCAGUUCCAUGCCAAGUUCUUCCUGCCAGAGCUGCAGAAGCGGAUGGAGGAUUGGAGCUGCAACCCACGGAUCGGGGACGUGAUCCAGAAGCUUGCACCCUUCCUCAAGAUGUAUGGAGAAUAUGUGAAGAACUUUGACAAGGCUGUGGAGCUGCUCACUGCCUGGUCAGAGAAGUCCCCUCCCUUCCAGGAGCUCAUCGCUGACAUCCAGAAGAGGAAGGUCUGUGCCAACCUGACGCUGCAGCACCACAUGCUGGAGCCUGUGCAGAGGAUACCACGCUACGAGCUGCUGCUGCAGGAGUACAUCCGGAAGCUGCCACCUGCCUCCCCAGACCGGGAGGGUGCAGAGAAGGCCCUAGAGAUGAUUUUUAUGGUGGCCAAGCACUCAAACGCAGCUAUUGCUGAGAUGGAGCGGCUGCAGGACCUCUGGGUGGUCUAUCAGCGGCUGGGCCUCGAGGAUGGCAUCGUGGAUCCCUCCAACGAGCUGAUCAAGGAGGGCCCAGUCCAAAAGAUCUCCACCCGCAACAACAGCACUUCGGAGAAGUACCUGUUCCUGUUCAACAACAUGCUGCUCUACUGCGUGCCCAAGGUCAUCCAGGUGGGUGCUGAGUUCCAGGUCCAUCUCCGCAUCAACGUGGAUGGCAUGAAGGUGCGGGUGCUGAAGGAUGCACAGGUCCCAAACACCUUCCUGGUGUCGGGAAGGCAGCGGACGCUGGAGCUGCAGGCCAGGUCUGAGGAGGAGAUGAACGCCUGGAUCAAGGCCUUCCAAGAUGCCAUUGACAGGAAGGAGAAGAGGAGUGAGACCUUCAAGACAGCAGUACAAGGGCUGGAGGCAGGCACCCCUGCUCUGAAAGCAGAGGAGCUGGGGCGCCGAGCCCCGCAGUGGGUGCGGGACAGGCUGGUGUCCAUGUGCAUGCGCUGCCAGCAGCCCUUCUCUGCCAUCGUGCGCCGCAGGCACCACUGCCGAGCCUGCGGAUAUGUGGUGUGUGCUCGCUGCUCUGACUACAGGGCUGAGCUGCAGUACGAUGGCAAUCGCCUGAACCGCGUCUGCCAGCACUGCUACGUCUUCCUGACUGGCCAGGUGGUGCCGGAGGACCAGGACAGGAAGCACAGAGGUAUCCUGGAGAAGGGAGCUGCAGAGGUCUCAGGCAGGAGCUUGCUCUGCAGCUCUCUGCAGCUGCUGGACAAGAGCGGCAAGGGGAGCACGGGGGGCUGGUUUGUGAUCCCUCAGGAUGAUCCCCUGGUGCUGUACAUCUAUGCAGCCCCCCAGGACGUGCGAGCCCACACCUCCAUCCCACUGCUGGGCUACCAGGUGAGGGAGCUGCGGCAGGGCCCCUCCCGCCACCUCUUCCAGCUGGUGCAGUCGGGGCAGGUUCUCACCUUCAUGGCUGACAGCGAGGAGCUGAAGCAGCGCUGGAUGAGGGCCAUGGCUCGCUCUGCUGCAGGCAUCACACACCCACAGGAGGAAGAUGUGGACUCCUGUGAUGAAGCAGAAUGA
Messenger RNA from Indicator indicator, 2004 nucleotides. RefSeq names its product FYVE, RhoGEF and PH domain containing 2 (gene FGD2). Lineage: Eukaryota; Metazoa; Chordata; Aves; Piciformes; Indicatoridae. The coding region runs from base 1 to 2004 and encodes 667 amino acids. The record is from RefSeq and is a predicted model, not a curated record. Gene Ontology annotation, molecular function: guanyl-nucleotide exchange factor activity; metal ion binding. The transcript is spliced from 16 exons. Gene Ontology annotation, biological process: cytoskeleton organization; filopodium assembly. Gene Ontology annotation, cellular component: cytoplasm.